GGACCAAGUCGGUCUGGAUUGUGCUAAAACUGGAGAAAGUACAUAUACCAUUCGGCCAGCAAAGGAUUUCUUAGGAGAUCUGGACAGUGGAAGUGGCCAUCUGAAAACAUUCGUCAAGGUCACUUUACUUUGUGUUAAAGGUGCUGAAUCUAGCGAGAGAGAGGGCGACUCCCCACCCCACGCCUCAGUCCCUCUCACAAGCUCCAACGUUCCAGAAUGGCCCCAGCAGCUAGUUCACAGAGAGCCCACACCAUGUCCUAACCCACGGCGUGCCCACAACCUCCCCCUCCCCCCCCCUUCCUCCUGGAAACCUUCCCCCUUCUCCCUCCCUCACCCUCUCCCUCUCCCUUCCCAGUCCCUUCUUCCUCCUCCUCUUCCUCUUCUCCCCUCUUCGUGUCUGUCCCAUGUGAGUGGUGUGGCGACCACGCCGGAGCCAUGAGCCUGCAGAAGCACAUGCAGCUGGGCUCGGAGCGGGACCUGCAGUCCACCGCCUCCUCCAUCAGCCUGCCCUCCGUCAAGAAGGCACCCAAGAAACGCCGCCUCUCUCUGGGCUCGCUUUUCCGCCGGCGCCCCCGCGAGCCCAAGCGGAAAACCCGCGACUUGGCGCUGACGGCAGGAUGCCCCGCCUCGGUGGGAGGGGUGGAGGGCAUCGCCAGCAUCGAGAGCAUCCAUUCGGACACCUGCCAUGAGAAGGCCCUCCCGGCCGGGGCAGGAGCAGCCUCCAGCUCCACGGGUGGCUCUCACGCCUCUACCUCCUCGGCGGCGUCCUCGUCCUCCUCUUCCUCCUCGUCCAAGUCGGAGCUGCUGGAAUGCCCGUUGUGCCUUCUGCGCCACACACGUGACAACUUUCCCGAGAUCAUGACGUGUGUGCAUCGUUCCUGCGCCGACUGCCUGCGGCAGUACCUUCGCAUCGAGAUCAGCGAGAGCCGCGUCAAUAUUUCCUGCCCCGAGUGCGCCGAGCGAUUCAACCCCAACGACAUCCGCGCCAUCCUUGCCGACCGGGCGCUCAUGGACAAGUAUGAGGAGUUCAUGCUGCGUCGCUGGCUCGUAGCUGACCCCGACUGCCGUUGGUGCCCAGCCCCUGACUGCGGGUAUGCCGUGAUUGCCUUUGGCUGUGCCAGCUGCCCCAAGAUCACGUGCGGCCGCGACGGCUGCGGCACCGAGUUCUGCUACCACUGCAAGCAGCUGUGGCACCCCAACCAGACGUGCGACGCCGCGCGCCAGCAGAGGGCGCAGAGCCUGCGGCUCAGGACCAUCCGCUCCUCAUCGCUCACCUACAGCCAGGAGAGCGGCGCUGCAUCUGAUGACAUCAAGCCCUGUCCUCGCUGUGCUGCUUACAUCAUCAAGAUGAACGAUGGCAGCUGCAAUCACAUGACGUGUGCAGUGUGCGGCUGUGAGUUCUGCUGGCUCUGCAUGAAGGAGAUCUCGGACCUGCACUAUCUCAGUCCUUCAGGCUGCACGUUCUGGGGCAAGAAGCCGUGGAGUCGUAAGAAGAAGAUCCUGUGGCAGUUGGGCACGUUGGUCGGGGCGCCCGUGGGCAUCGCGCUCAUCGCGGGCAUCGCCAUCCCAGCCAUGAUCAUCGGGAUCCCGGUCUAUGUGGGCAGGAAGAUCCACAACCGUUACGAGGGAAAGGACAUCUCCAACCAUAAGAGGAACCUGGUGAUCGCUGGUGGUGUGACCCUGUCUGUCAUUGUGUCACCGGUGGUAGCUGCAGUGACCGUUGGUAUUGGGGUGCCCAUCAUGUUGGCCUAUGUUUACGGGGUGGUGCCCAUCUCGCUGUGCCGCAGCGGGGGAUGUGGCGUGUCGGCGGGCAACGGCAAAGGGGUGCGCAUCGAAUUUGAUGACGAGAACGACAUGAACGUCGGCAGUGGAGCGGCUGCAACUGACACCACGUCGGUGGCGGACCCGCGGCACAACCACAGCCUGGGCGAGGGCAGCGUGGGCGGCCUGACGGGCAGCCUGAGCGCCAGCGGCAGCCACAUGGAGCGCAUCGGGGCCAUGCGGGACAACCUGAGCGAGACGGCCAGCACCACCGCCCUGGCCGGGGCCAGCAUCACCGGCAGCCUCUCGGGCAGCGCCAUGGUCAGCUGCUACAACAGGUUGGAGGUGCAGGCGGACGUCCAGAAGGAGCGCUGCAGCCUGAGUGGAGAAUCUGCCACCGUCAGCCUUGGGACAAUCAGUGACAACGCCAGCACCAAAGCCAUGGCCGGCUCCAUCCUCAACGCUUACACACCCCUGGACAGGGACAGUAAUGGAGUGGAGGUGCAGGUGGACGUGGAGACCAAGAAGCCUCAACACGUCAGCGGUGCGGACGACUCCGGAAGCCACACCUCCCGUUGUGCCUGGACCUGCCAAUCAUCCACCACUAACUCCACCUUCUGCUCCGCACGCUGGGCCAAAGACCCCUCCUCCUCCUCCUCCUCUUCGUCCUCCUCGUCUUCAUCCUCCUCGUCGGGGAAGAAGCAUAAAGGCAAGCUGAGGAAGAAGAGCGGCGGUGGCGGCGGCAGCGGCGAUGCGGUCGGCGGGGGGACGCAGAUCAACGAGACGCAGCAGGAGCCAGACGCCCAGCUGCUGGAGUGCCGUAGCGUCCACUCCAGCGGGCCGGACUCGCCCUCGCUCAGCGGCAGCCUGCCUUCCGUGGCCGACUCCCACUGCAGCCAGCUGUCCGAGCUGAGCGCCGCGUCCGAGCUCGGCCCCCCGGAACCGCCCGCCCCCGUCCCCGCCCCCGCCCGGCCCCCGGCGCAGCUGCAGCAGCACGGCCGCUUCUCCUCCGUCAGCCCCCUGCCCGAGGUGGAGCACGACCGGCUGGAGAGCUGCCCGGAGCCGACCGGCGGAGCUCGCGUUGGCGGCGGCGGAGGGGUCCUUCUCACGGCUGCCCCGGGGUCCCCGCGCUCCCCCGAGGCGCCCACGCUGUGCCUGAUCGCCGAGGAGAACGUGAGCGUGGUGCAGUCGGCUGAGCCGAACUCCUGCAGCGGGGGAGACCACGAGGAGCAGCAGAGGGGAGCCAACGUCAACAACAACAGCAGCAGCAGCAGCAGCAGCAGCCCCAGCUCACAGCGCCACCUGUGGGCCAGCAGGGGCAGCUGCAUUCAGAGCGAUCUAUGAAGCAGACUUGAAAAUAUACAUGUGCACACAUACACGGACACACACCACAAGUGCUGUAAAAAAGACAACCCCCAUCCCCCUCCCUCCCCCCCACACACACACCCCUCCACACACACACACUCACACGCAUGCACGCACGCGUCCCUCUCUGCACAGACUGACAGCACUGCAGUGCCUCACUGAGCUGGUGGCCACCAGUCCCCACGCUGCCCCAAGCUGGCACUGACUUGCAGCAGCAGCAGCAGGGGGUUUGGCUCUCUUAACCUUUUCCCCAUUUCUCUCUCACUUUGCAGCCCCAUACAAGUCUUUAGCUAAGCAGCAAAGUGCUAGCUUUCCAGCAUACGCUGUGUGUCCCAGCUGGGGAUCCUUGGGAGGAUGUCGACGCAAGAGCAGGAGCUGGCAGUGCUUCUGUGAGCCCAGUGAGCUUGGAUGUGCUGGCGUGGUGAUGCCAAAGUGUAGCAGGCAGACACUAGGGCACCGCACUCUACCGGACUGUAUUGGACACUGACUGGAGGUUGCGCCAUCUCCACACUGUUGGGACAGAGAACCACUGUGUCAGCAGCCACACACACACACACACACACACACACACACACACUUUAAGGCUGUGUCUGGGGGCUUAUCUUAACCCACACACACACACACAUGCAAAGACCUUGUUUUCAGCUCUCUCCCAAACAGGCUCCAUGUUAAUCUUCAUAGGGACCAUGCAAUAAUUUUUGUUAUGAUGAAAAAAAAUGUUUUUUUUUGUUAGUAUUCUUUUUUUCCCCUUUUUUUGUAAAUGAUCUCCACUGUUUUGUGAAGUCCAUUUCAUAAUCUCUUAUUUAUUUUUUUCCCCCCCUUCACAUUAUUCUUUUCCUAAAUGGUGGUUGGUCUGUGGCUAUGCACCACCUGUUGUUGUGUAACGAGGAGUAGCACGACCGGGCUCCGAGAGCAGGAGGGGUCCGUGCCGGAUGGGCGCCGGAUCAGAGAGGACUUCUCCCCGGAGUCGGAUGCUUUUUGGGCCAGGGAGGGCUGCCAGUGCGAGCGUUGGCGACCUCUCCCCAGCAGAGGCAGGAUGGGACUCGGUUCACCUGUCGUACAAGGCUCUCAUAGUAGCAGCAGCGGGUCUCCAGUAGCCAGGCACAAUUAUGCGAUAGGGUGAUGACCAAAACUUGCCUGUUUUCUCUGCCAAGCGCAAAAAAAAUGACGAUUUAAAAAAAAAAAAAAAAGAGAGAGAAGGUGUUGAGGCUUCUGCUUAAUUCCACUUCAAAUCUUUAUCUGCAAAUUCAUGGUGCCUUUUGGAAUGUAACUUUUUGUUUACUUUUCGCUCAAUAAGUCUGCUCCUUAUGAUUUGCUACAGUUUAAAAGAAAAUGGAUAGAACACUUUAGCUGAAUGUCUCUCACUUACUAAAGUUUGGAAACCGACAUCUUGAAUCAAAAAGACUUGCGUGAAAUCGCCUACCAAAGACAGCGCUCAGCUCAGGCCCCUUGCCCAGUCGUACUACUUGAUGUCAGUCUUUACCUCCAGAGACUGACAGUAGCGCAGCACAGCUGCGGCAACACCUGAAACCGACUCCAACAUGCAGAACUAUCCUGACUGCUGUUAACUUUUUUUUUUGUUUGUUUGUUUGUUUGUUUGUUUGUACAAGCUUUCCAAAGCCCACUUGGGAGUCUGUGAAGCCAGGUUGAUACAACAUUAUGGCCUAGACACCGGCACUGUUCACUUGUCACAAUUUUUCGGUGUACAAGUAAGUGUCAAAAUGGGUGGAGAAGACCUGUGAAACCCUGUUCGUAUUUUGUAAUUGCGCUUUUCCUUACUGAUCUGGGUUGAGGCGUGUGUGGGUGGCACACAUCUGCGCUCCCAGCUGUUCUGUUGGAGGGCCAGUCCUGUGUCUGGCGCCCUCCCUUGCCCCCUCAUACACGUGCAGUUAUGUGCUCCAGCUUCUGGUAUCAUUUCUAAUAUUGGAUCAGAAAAGCGUAUGGUGUUGGAUUUCUUUUUUUUUUUUCAAUUUGCUUUAUAAUAUGCAUGUCAAAUGCAUAUCUGAAAUAAAUUUGAGAAAAAAAUUGA
Messenger RNA from Sardina pilchardus (European sardine), 5155 nucleotides. Its product is annotated as E3 ubiquitin-protein ligase RNF19A-like. The record is from RefSeq and is a predicted model, not a curated record. Bases 436 to 3105 code for a protein of 889 amino acids. NCBI's taxonomy places the organism in Eukaryota, Metazoa, Chordata, Actinopteri, Clupeiformes, Clupeidae. Gene Ontology annotation, cellular component: cytoplasm; ubiquitin ligase complex. The transcript is spliced from 10 exons. Gene Ontology annotation, molecular function: ubiquitin protein ligase activity; zinc ion binding; ubiquitin conjugating enzyme binding. Gene Ontology annotation, biological process: protein polyubiquitination; ubiquitin-dependent protein catabolic process; positive regulation of proteasomal ubiquitin-dependent protein catabolic process.